Molecule: messenger RNA, 1410 nt
Organism: Jaminaea rosea
Lineage: Eukaryota; Fungi; Basidiomycota; Exobasidiomycetes; Microstromatales
Exons: 2
Coding region: 116-1351 (411 amino acids)
Source: RefSeq, a predicted model, not a curated record
UGCUCCAUCCGCUCCAAUCACUCCCUUCACUUCUUUGACGGCCAGAUACUGCAUUGCUCCUCUUCCUAUAUAGCAUUCUUAGCCCUGCCGUAGGCAAAGAGACAACAGCAACAUCAUGACAUCGCGCUUCGGCGGUCGUUUCGUCUCAUCAAACGCGGCCAACCCGUCCAAGGAGCCUGUGCCCAUCUGGGAGCAGUCUUGGGUACUUCCCGCCCCCAAUGCAAGGAUCAAGGUCCUUAAAUGGGUCAAACGUACGGACUUGCCCGGCCGCACCUUCCCCGAGGAGGAGGACGCGGGUGUCAUCUAUGAGAAGGAGCAGCAGAGGUUGAAGAGGCAGAGGUUGGAGGAGGCCGGGGGAGGAGAAGAGCAAGCGGCAAAGGUGGCGGAACCAGCAAAGGACGUAGCAGCUCCUGCGACGGUCGUCGAGGCGGGAGGAUCAGCCGGUGGGCAGGAUGUCACAAUGACCGAUGCCCCACCAGCACCAGCAGCGCCCUCCGCUUCACAAGAGGCAGUAGCAACAUCAGCAGCCGCAGAAGGAGGUGACGCCCUCUCAGCAGGCGUCACAGCAGACGAGACUCAGGGUCAGCACCUCUUUGACGAGACGCAAGCGGCGCCCAUUGGAGGCGGCGGUCUGCAGGACGAUGCAGACGAGACGAUGGAUGCCGGAUCCAAGAUCCUUCCCACGGCUACUGCGACGGCCGAUGCAACACCUGCAGGCGCCAUCACUCCUGCUGUAGCAGAGGGAGCGGGCAAGGCGGAAGAUGACGACGAAGGCGAGGGCGGCGAAGAGGAGGAAGAAGACGAGGAAGAGGGUGAGGAGGAGAAAGCAAAGCAGGUUGUGGACAAGCGCGCGACCAUCCGCAUUGGUGGUCCUUUGCCUGCCGGUGUAGAGGAGGAGCCGAUCGUAGAAGCGCCUGCCAAGCCUCAGGGCGAGGUCGAGGCUACCGCGGCCGCAGGAGAGGAGGGCAAGGACACCCAAGCAGACCAGGCUGUUGCGGCCGCAGAAGAGGUACCAAUCGCUGCUCCGCCAGCAGAAUCAACAUCGACGGAAGAGCAACCCGCCCCUCACGUCGAAGCCGAGCUCAACCCUUCAGCACCACCACCGCCAUCAGACGCACCAGCGCUGGACGCUCCGCAGGACGUGGAAGGCGACGCACUCGGUGGUGUCGAGACUACGACGCGGGCUGACCCGGAAGUCAAGCAGGCCGAGCAAGCCGCUCAAGGUGAGGGAGGCGAGGUGGCUGCCGUUGUGCACUCGAUGCCGGGAGGUGGGGAGAGGGUCAAAGUCGUGGUGAGCGAGGAGGAGAAGAAGGCGGAAGAGGCGCAAGAGCAGGGAGAGCCGCAGGCGUGAGACUCGCAUGAUGUGUACUCUUGCACUUCUACAAUUACAUUCAACCUCACCUCGUCAUC